AUGUCUCUCAACAUCCCAAGUGCCCCCAACGCGGGCCUCUUCAAGCAAGGCUACAACAACUAUGAUUCCGAAGAUGGCGCCGUCUUGCGAAACAUCGACGCCUGCCGUGCCAUUGCCUCAACCGUCCAGACCUCUCUUGGCCCCUAUGGCCGCAACAAGGUUGUCAUCAACCACCUUCAGAAGAUGAUCCUGACCUCCGACGCCGCUACUAUUCUCCGGGAGCUCGAUGUCGUCCACCCCGCCGCCAAACUCCUCGUCAUGGCCAGUCAGCAGCAGGAAGCCGAGAUGGGCGACGCCACCAACCUGGUCAUCAUCUUGGCCGGUGAGCUGCUUCGCAAGGCCGAGGACCUUCUGCGAAUGGGCCUCAAAACCACGGACAUCGUCAUGGGCUACGAAAAGGCGCAGAACUUUGCGCUGGAGACGCUCGAGAAGCUUGCCGUCGACAAGGUCGAAGAUAUCCGUCAUCAGGAGGAGCUGAGCAAGGCUAUUCGAACCGUCAUCGCCAGCAAGCAGAACGGCAACGAGGACUUCCUGGCUGAUCUCGUCGCUGAAGCCGUCUUGGCCGUUCUGCCGAAAAACCCUACCAACUUCAACGUCGACAAUAUCCGCGUCGUCAAGAUCAUGGGUGGUAGCCUGGAGCAGAGCCGAGUCGUCAGGGGUAUGGUUUUCCCCAAGGAACCGGAUGGUUCAGUCAAGAAGGCACGUCGUGCCAAGGUUGCCGUCUUCACCUGCCCCAUAGAUACCAGCCAGACCGAGACCAAGGGCACUGUCCUGCUGCACAAUGCCAAGGAAAUGAUGGACUUUAGCAAAGGCGAGGAGGCCCAGCUCGAGACCGCCAUCAAGGAACUGCAUGACUCUGGCCUCCGUGUUGUUGUUUGCGGCGACAAGGUUGGCGAUCUAGCCAUGCACUACCUUAACCGUUUCGGUAUCCUCUGCAUCAGAAUCCUCAGCAAAUUCGAACUGCGCCGAGUAUGCCGUGUUGUCGGUGCCACCCCUCUCGCCCGACUGGGUGCUCCUAUGCCUGACGAAAUGGGCAACAUUGACGUUGUUGAGACGCUCGAGAUUGGUGGCGACCGCGUCACCGUCUUCAGACAAGAGGACGAAGUCACCAGAACUGCCACUCUUGUCCUUCGUGGCGCCACCCAGAACCACCUUGACGACGUAGAGCGCGCUGUCGAUGACGGUGUCAACGUUGUCAAGGCCAUCACCCGUGAUCCUCGCCUCGUACCCGGUGCCGGGGCUACAGAAAUUCAACUAAGCGCCAGAAUACAAGCCCAGGGCGAAAAGACCCCAGGACUAAGCCAGUAUGCCAUCAAAAAGUAUGGUGAAGCAUUCGAGGUCAUUCCUCGCACCUUGGCAGAAAGCUGUGGCCUCGAUGCCACUGAGGUUCUGAGCAAAUUAUAUGCUGCUCACCACAAGAAUGAAGAUGGCGAUACCGGCGUUGACGUAGAGAACAACGAUAACACCGGUACCCUUGAUGCAAAUUCGGAAGGAAUACUCGACCUCCUCACCUCCAAAUCCUGGGCUAUCAAGCUCGCCACCGAAGCCGCCCGUACAGUCUUAUCCGUCGACCAGAUCAUUGUCGCAAGACAGGCUGGUGGUCCUAAACCCCCUGGCCCCAACCCCAACUGGGAUGAGGACUAA
This is a messenger RNA of Metarhizium acridum CQMa 102, 1644 nucleotides long. It is a transcript of the gene CCT8, whose product is annotated as T-complex protein 1 subunit theta. Gene Ontology annotation, biological process: protein folding. The record is from RefSeq and is a predicted model, not a curated record. Lineage: Eukaryota; Fungi; Ascomycota; Sordariomycetes; Hypocreales; Clavicipitaceae. Gene Ontology annotation, molecular function: ATP binding; ATP hydrolysis activity; ATP-dependent protein folding chaperone. Gene Ontology annotation, cellular component: chaperonin-containing T-complex.